Molecule: messenger RNA, 6565 nt
Organism: Meriones unguiculatus (Mongolian gerbil)
Lineage: Eukaryota; Metazoa; Chordata; Mammalia; Rodentia; Muridae
Gene: Ppig
Product: peptidylprolyl isomerase G
Exons: 14
Coding region: 362-2620 (752 amino acids)
Biological process (GO): protein folding; protein peptidyl-prolyl isomerization
Cellular component (GO): nucleus
Molecular function (GO): peptidyl-prolyl cis-trans isomerase activity
Source: RefSeq, a predicted model, not a curated record
CGCGCCGUCGGGGCUGCCCGGGCGCGGAGAGGUGGCCCCGGGGACCCCGCGCGGCCUGUGGCCCGUGCGAGGCCGGGCGGCUUGCAGCCGAGCCCCGGGGCGCAGGAAGCCGCUCUUCCUCCCCAGCCCCCGCCCUCCCCGCGCGGCGCACACCUCCUCCCUGACGCAUUUUGCCGCACAGGCUGUAAUAUGGCGGCAGCGACAGCGGCCUCGGCUCCCGGGAGCUAGGUCCGUUUUGAAUGCUUCCAAACCGUGAGACCGGGCGCUGCUGCUUGGAGCAAAAGGAUUGGCUCAGUUGUCCUUGGUGGGUUUUUGUAUUUUAUUGUUUGUUUCCCUCAUUAAAGAUUGAGCUAUUGGAACCAUGGGAAUAAAGGUCCAACGUCCUCGAUGUUUUUUUGACAUUGCCAUUAAUAAUCAGCCUGCUGGAAGAGUUGUCUUUGAAUUAUUUUCUGAUGUAUGUCCCAAGACAUGUGAGAACUUUCGUUGUCUUUGUACAGGUGAAAAGGGGACCGGGAAAUCAACUCAGAAGCCAUUACAUUAUAAGAGCUGUCUCUUUCACAGAGUUGUCAAGGAUUUCAUGGUUCAGGGUGGUGACUUCAGUGAAGGGAAUGGAAGAGGAGGAGAAUCUAUUUAUGGAGGAUUCUUUGAAGAUGAGAGUUUUGCUGUUAAACACAACAAAGAAUUUCUCUUAUCAAUGGCCAAUAGAGGGAAGGAUACAAAUGGCUCUCAGUUCUUCAUAACAACGAAACCAACUCCUCAUUUAGAUGGGCAUCAUGUUGUUUUUGGGCAAGUGAUCUCUGGUCAGGAAGUUGUGAGAGAGAUUGAAAACCAGAAAACAGAUGCUGCUAGCAAACCAUUUGCUGAAGUACGAAUACUCAGUUGUGGAGAGCUGGUUCCAAAAUCUAAAGUUAAGAAAGAAGAAAAGAAAAGGCAUAAGUCAUCGUCUUCAUCAUCAUCCAGUGAUUCAGAUAGCUCAAGUGAUUCUCAGUCCUCCUCUGAUUCUUCUGAUUCAGAAAGCGCUUCUGAAGAAAAAUCUAGAAAAAGGAAAAAGAAACAUAGAAAAAACUCCCGAAAACAUAAGAAGGAGAAGAAGAAGCGAAAGAAAAGCAAGAAAAGCCCAUCUAGUGAAAGUGAAGCAGAAAACCUUGAUGCACAGCCCCAGUCUACUGUCCGCCCAGAAGAGAUCCCUCCUAUACCUGAAAAUAGAUUCCUAAUGAGAAAAAGUCCUCCUAAAGCUGAUGACAAGGAAAGGAAGAACAGAGAGAGAGAAAGAGAAAGAGAGUGUAAUCCACCUAACUCCCAGCCUGCUUCAUACCAGCGACGAUUCUUAGUUACUAGAUCUGGCAGGAAAAUUAAAGGAAGAGGACCAAGGCGUUAUCGAACUCCUUCCAGAUCCAGAUCAAGGGAUCGUUUCAGACGAAGUGAGACUCCUCCACAUUGGAGACAAGAGAUGCAGAGAGCUCAAAGAAUGAGGGUGUCAAGUGGUGAAAGAUGGAUCAAAGGGGAUAAGAGUGAGUUAAAUGAAAUAAAAGAAAAUCAAAGGAGCCCAGUUAGAGUAAAAGAGAAAAAAGUAACAGAUCACAGACACAUGUCUGAGAGUCCAAACAGAAAAAUAGAAAAGGAAAAGAAAGUUAAAGAUCAUAAAUCUGAAAGCAAAGAAAGAGACAUCAGAAGAAAUUCUGAAAAAGAUGAUAAAUAUAAUAAAAACAAAGUGAAGAAAAGGGGCAAAUCCAAAAGUAGGAGUAAGAGCAAAGAGAGAUCCAAGAGUAAGGACAGAGAUUCCAAGCACAACAGACAUGAAGACAAGAGGGUGAGGUCAAGAAGUAAAGAAAGGGAUCAUGAGACUGCUAAAGAAAAAGAAAAACAGUUGGAAUCUAAAGGGAAAGACCAGGAAAGGAGUAGAAGCAAAGAGAAUUCUAAACAGGUAGAAUCAAAAAGUAAUGAGCAUGAUCAUAGCAAAAGUAAAGAAAAGGAUAGACGUGCACAGUCUAGGAGUAGAGAGCGUGAUCUGACUAAGAGUAAACACAGUUACAACAGUAGAACAAGGGAGAGAAGCAGAAGUAGGGACAGGAGCAGGAGAGUACGGUCUAGAAGCCAUGACAGAGAUCGCAGCAGAAGCAAGGAGUACCAUAGAUACAGAGAACAGGAGUAUAGGAGAAGAGGAAGGUCACGAAGCCGGGAUCGAAGAACACCGGGACGAUCGAGAAGUAAAGAUAGGAGGAGAAGAAGGAGGGAUUCCCGGAGCUCAGAGAGAGAAGAAAGUCAAAGUAGAAACAAAGAAAAGUAUAGAAGCCAAGAAAGUAAGAGUUCACACAGAAAAGAAAAUUCUGAGGGUGAGAAAAGAAUGUACUCUAAAAAUCGUGAUCAUAAUAGCUCAAAUAAUAACAGGGAAAAAAAGGCUGAUAGAGAUCAAAGUCCAGUGUCAAAAACAAAACAAAGCAGUCAGGACAAUGAAUUGAAGUCCUCCACGUUAAAAAUUCAGGAGGACGAGAAGACCAGAUCUCCAGUGGAAAAAGAAAACCAAAAAUCAAAGGGUCAAGAAAAUGACCAUGUACAUGACAAAAAUAAAAAGUGUGAUCAUGAAUCAAGCCCCGGAACAGAUGAGGACAAAAGCGGAUGAGUGAGUUGUAUACAUUUAUUUCCUUCCUGUCUCAAAUUUUAAGUUCUCAAGACUUACUGUUGAAUCUCCUUUUUGUUGUUUUCAUUGUUUUGGGUUGUUUUAUGUUUGUCUUUCCCCAUUACCCCCCCCUUUUUUUUUUAAAUGUGGACUUCAUUGAGUUGAUCUUUUGAUAAUCUGACCUGGAUAAUUUGUACUGCUAAAGUUUUAAUAAACUUGAAAUGAAAAAAAUAAAAAAACAACACUUUGGUGUAAUAUUGUGUGCUAUAUUAGACUAUCUUAUGUAUUCAUUUUUGUGUUGCAGCAGUCAGUAGCAGCCUACUUUGCUUAGUCAGCCAUUUGGAAACAAGCUUAACUGUUGGUUGCAGUACAUUGUUAUACAAGCUUGUAUUUCUUUUGAUAAAAAUCUCUUGAGGAACCAGUAGAAGUUUUGUAUUGUGUUUUGUUUUGCAUUUAUAAUUCAUAAGCUUACAGCAAGUUCUUUAAUUACACAGAAGCAGGAUACUUAUAUGUGCUCUUAAGCCAUCACUUGUACUUUAAUUACUUUUCCUGUGCUUCAUACCUUACUUAUACUUUACAGUUCCAGCUAUAGCUUGUUUCUUAAUAUUGUCCAUGUUGCUCUGUGAGCUGUGAAAGUGAGAUGAAUGCUGUUUUCAGUUUAUGUGCUGAUUGAGCUUGAGUUGCUGUUAUACAGCAUUUGACAGAGAUUAGACCUUGGAAGAUCAGACUGUAAUUUUAAUUCUUUGAUGCUUUUGGUGUGAGGAGCUGAAGUUGUUGCUUUUAAAGAACAUGUUAUUACCUUUUUCUACAAUUUAAAAACAUUUCUCAUUAAAACAUAAUAUUUGUGUAGGUCCUUCUUAAGCUAGACAGAUUCUGAAAAGCAUUAGUAUUGGAAAUACAAUUUCCCUAUUUUGGCUAUUAGCCUGUGUCACAUUGAGUGUUAAUUAUGCAUGGUUUUGUUUUGUUUUAUUUUUUUAUUUUUUAACUUGGACUAACUUCUCUAAUUCUCAUAGCUGUGAUUAUGAAAUGUCAAGAAGAUGCAUCUUUCUAUAUAUGUACCAUGAUAGGCUGCAGCAUGUUUGUGACUCUGGUUUCUUUCUGUUCAGAUGGCUUUAGACCAGUUUACUGUUGACAUUAUUUUAACUUGGCAUGUAUAACAUUGCCAUGUAGAAUAGAAUAGAAAGUUGCAAAAUAUGAUAUCUUACAGAGUUAAACACUAAAACAUAUCCGAACUCCAUUCAGAAUUUUGUGUGUUGUAUUUUGCUAUUUUUGUGAUGUAUGGCCUUUUAUUCUGUAAUAUCCUUCUAAAUAAAAAUAUUGAACAUCCAGCAAACACAAAACCUGCCUCAUUUGAAAAAUAUUUCAAAACUCCAGUUAAUAGUAGCCUUUAGAAAGUUUUGUAAUAUUUGUCAGUAUAGUGUCAACUCAUACCAAGGUAGCUUCUAGGUAAACCCAGUAGCUACUCAAUGCUGUUUGUAAUGAAUAAAGUGAUGCCUAAUAUACUUCCUAUUUUUGAUUGUUACAUUAAGAUGUAUUUGGCAUUGUAGCUGGUACAGAAUGAAGUGUGCAGUGAUUAUAAAACUGAUUGGAAUAUCCUAAAGCAAAUACCCUCAGUGGAUUCUUUACAAAUUGUUUUUCCUGAUGGGAAAAGUUAGCAUAUAUAUGAUCUGUUACAUGUCUGAAACAAAUUGAUUGUGUCUUGAAUUCAGUCAAUUGUGUUUUAAAAUAUAUCACAAACUACCUGAUCUUUAAGAAAGAAAUUUUUACUAACAUUUUAAAAAUCCAUACUAAGUAAAAAUACUUUUUUUUCUAGUCCUAGAGCUUUUACCUGUUAAUAUAUAUAUAUAUAUUAUAAACAAGGACUUUACAUUUCUUUUUAAAAAAUAGGUACGGGAGAAAAUUAGUAAUGUUUGUAAUGUCCCCUGUUUGGGUCAUAAAGAGAGCAGCUCCAUGCUGAGUGUUCAUGGGCUUUCCUGGCCCCAGCUUUGUUAGUUUUUUCAGUAGAACAGAUGUGGGGUAAAGAGACAAUCAUCUAGAUUUUAUUUUCAGAAUAUAAAGAACAUUUAGAAAACUAACAGCAUUAAUUAUACCCAAGAUCCACAGUUACCUAAUUGUACAAAGCUCAAGUCCUUGUUUUAGUAGUUGUGCUAGUAGAAUUUUAGGUUUUUUAAUUUUAUUUUUGUUUUUUAACUUACAUUUUCCCAAAACUUUCCCACUUGAAUUAUCCCAUCAGAUUGGCUAUAUAGGAAUAUCUGAAUUUACAGUUAAUUUGUAAUUUUUUUCUUAAUACCUUUUAAAAGUAUUUUCACUUGCUUUUGUUGCUUCAUUCCAAAGCUGAGGAAAUUAUUUCAGUAUGUAAGAUUUUAAUGAUUAUUGUGUGAAUUGUUUUUCUGGGUAAGUUAUCUACCACACUACAAAGAGGUUGUUAGAGAAAACAUGGUCCUAAUACAGAAUGGACAGUGCAGUGGGGAUGGGACUCAUCAGAAUUGUGGAACAGAUACAAACAGUAGACUGGCAGAGUAAGGAAACCACUGGUUGUUUUAAGACAUUCUUUGACUUACAGUUGAUACUACCGUAGAACUAGUUUCUUUUAAAUUGCUUUAUUGGAGCCCUUAGAAUUGUCAGUAAUUAAUCUGCUAGAUAUUUCUUUGCCCCAGUGUAAUCCAGAUGCUCGCUGGCUUUGCCAGAUGGCCUUUGCUUGUAUUCAGAGAAGAUACUAAACUAAAAACAAAAAACUGCUUCAUGUUCUGCAUAGGUACAUGCUAGAUUUCUGGUAUUUUGGGUAAUAGUAUUAACUGAUGCAUCUAACUUAUUUUCUAGUGAGUAUUUAGAGUAGUUAGUAUGAUCGGUAGUAGUUGGGUGUGCUUUGUUCCACAUAGUAAUAGUUUUUAUCAGAGAAUGUCUUACAGCAAAUUUCUGUUACUUUCUCAGAGAAACUUAGACUUUAACUGGUUGGUGGAAAGAAAGUAAAUGAGCAUUUUUCCCUUGUCUUUCAUUUCUAUGUACUGUAAUUAUUCCUUGUAGGGCCUAUGCAUUUACAGUUGGCAAACUGUGUAGUUUGAUAAACUUUUCAUUGUAAGACUAUUUUUUAGACUAAUUCUUGUUUUAAAAAAUAAAGUAUAUCCCAAGCAAAUGCAGUGCUAACUGCCGUCACUGCCUGCGCUGGGCUUCUGUGCUGCCUUGAAGGGAUUCACCUGCUGUGUGACAAAUAAUUAAACAACAAAUCACAUUUUUGAAAAGGCCACUCAGGUCUGGAGAGAUGGCUCAGAGGUUAAGAGCACUGGUUGCUCUUCCAGAGGACCCUGGUUCAAUUUCCAGCACCUACGUGGCAGCUCACAACUGUAAUUCCAGUUCCAGAGAAUUUGUUAUCUUCACACAGACAUACGUGGAGUUAAAACAUCAAUGCAUAUAAAAAUAAAUCUUAAAAAAGGGGGCCACUCAGGCCAAUGAAGGAUUGUGGUCAACUGUGUUCACUUUCUUCCCUCCUGUUCCUUCCCUUUUUUUUCUCCCUCCCCCAACCCCCACUGCUGGAAGAUGUAUUUCUUGUAUUUUUUGGUUUUCUUUUUAUACAAUUCCAUGUUACUAAAAGCACAUGGUCUGUAUUUUCUGGACCCUCCCCCCAUGUUUAUAGUAUUUUUGAAAGAUUGAUGCAUAAAUUGGGUAUUUCUAUGGGAUCUUAUGGUGUGGCUGCUCUCUGUGGAAGGGGAAAGCAUAAUUAAGUUAAUGCACUUCUUUUCCUAGCUCCAAAGUCACUGUGAUGUAUAUUUUUUUAAUGGAAUUUAGAAAACUUGUUUUCUCAAUUGUAAAAUUAGUUUAAAAAUGCUGCUUCUCUUAUCAUUAGUCUAGUAAAUGUUUUUCUGCAAAUGCAUUUUACAAAAUUUAAACUUCAAACUGUAUUAACUUUUAUAGUUAAACAUUGUGUUAAAUAAAGUAUACUAUAAUAAACAA